Messenger RNA from Anguilla anguilla (European eel), 2725 nucleotides. RefSeq names its product melatonin receptor type 1A like (gene mtnr1al). The transcript has 2 exons. NCBI's taxonomy places the organism in Eukaryota, Metazoa, Chordata, Actinopteri, Anguilliformes, Anguillidae. Gene Ontology annotation, cellular component: membrane. Gene Ontology annotation, biological process: G protein-coupled receptor signaling pathway. Gene Ontology annotation, molecular function: melatonin receptor activity. The record is from RefSeq and is a predicted model, not a curated record. Bases 622 to 1578 code for a protein of 318 amino acids.
UAGUCCUAGAAAAAGGAAAAAAAGAAAAUGUACUACAAUUGAAGAGCAGUGUAAAGGACAAUGUUUCAUUAAACUUAUAGUAGAUGAAGAAUAAAAACGGGCAUUUUUAUUUUACUUCAAGAAGCAUUCUUUUGAGUUGGAUUGAAAAUGAUCAGUUUGCAUUUCGUGUAAAUCUGAACGCAAUGACUGAGGAAAAUCGACCUAAUAGACGUCCGCUUGUUAUUAUUUCACCGGAAAAAUUGAGGAUAGUCGUUGCAUUUUGAAGUUGAUUCAGUUUACUUAAGAAAAGUGCCCAUUGGUGCUCAACAGAUAUAAAAUCGUUAUUCUGUUCACAGUCCUUAGGUCUCGUGAUUGUAUCGCGUAUAAUAGGCUAUAGAUAUUUUGCGAGGGAACGUUUCGGUUUUAUUGCUACCAGUAUGUUACGAAAUGUAGGAUUUUGUUACUAAGCUUGGUGUACUCUGCUUGUAGUUGGAUCCAACUUGUGGCGAUUGAAAACAUAUCGAAAGCAAUCAAAUAUGUUAUGCGUUCACUGAUAGCACUUUCAUUCAGCAUAUUGGCUGCAAAUCAGCGUGAGGACACUGUCAUUCUUACCUGCCUCAUGCGUCGGAAGAUGAACUGAGGAUGGCCGAGGGAAGUAAUUCCCCGUUGAAAAACAUUUCAUCUAGAGACGGGGGCUACCAGGAUCUCCCAUUCCCCUGGGUGGUAACCGUACUGGCCAGUGUCCUCAUCACCACGAUGGUGGUCGAUAUUUUGGGCAACCUGUUGGUGAUCUUCUCUGUCUUCAGAAACAAGAAACUCAGGAAAGCAGGAAAUGCCUUUGUGGUGAGCCUGGCUAUAGCAGACCUGGUAGUGGCCAUCUACCCCUACCCCCUGGUGCUGACAGCUAUCUUCCACGAUGGCUGGAUUGCCGGCUAUAUCCACUGCCAGAUCAGCGGCUUCCUCAUGGGUCUGAGUGUCAUCGGCUCCAUCUUCAACAUCACUGGCAUCGCCAUCAACCGCUACUGCUACAUCUGCCACAGCCUUAAGUAUGACAAGCUCUUCUCCAACAAGAACACUGUGUGCUACGUCAUCCUGGUGUGGAUGCUCACCAUCCUGGCCAUCGUACCUAACUGGUUUGUUGAGUCUCUGCAGUACGACUCGCGGGUCUACUCCUGCACCUUCGCCCAGUCGGUCAGCUCGCUGUACACCAUCACGGUGGUGGUUGUGCACUUCAUCCUCCCCAUCAGCAUCGUCACCUACUGCUACCUGCGCAUCUGGAUUCUGGUCAUCCAGGUGCGCAAACGGGUCAAGCCGGACAACCGGCCCAAGAUCAAGCCCCACGACUUCCGCAACUUCCUCACCAUGUUUGUGGUGUUUGUGCUCUUUGCCGUUUGCUGGGCGCCCCUGAACUUCAUCGGCCUGGCAGUGGCCUUGAACCCGCGGCUGGGCAUGGCCAUCCCAGAGUGGCUCUUCACUGCCAGCUACUUCAUGGCCUACUUCAACAGCUGCCUGAAUGCCGUUGUCUAUGGGGUCCUCAACCACAACUUCCGGAAGGAGUACAAACGGAUCUUGCUGGCCAUCUUCAAGCUGCGCUGCUGAAUGGCCCUGUGAUGGACCGGUCGGUCCUGAAGCAAAAAAAAAAAAAAAAAAAAAAGACUGGACAGCAUGGCAGUCACAUUGAGCAUGCUGAAUGAAUGGCUUCAAAUAAAAGAAAUGGAAUGUAAAUAACAAUAUUAAUGUCAUGGUGCAUUCUAUGUUUAGGCUUCUAUAACUUAUUGAUUUAUUUUUGGGCUUUAUGUGGUGAGGGUGCCUGUUGGUGUCAUAUCUUUUAAUGCGUUAUUUGAAACUUUAAUGGAACUGCUCACUGUUAAUAGUUGCCAUAUUGGAUCAGAGAUGUAGAGCUGGAAGGCUCACAAUCAGGCACAGAAUUUCACUUAACAAUAUGAUACCUCUUCUUGGCUGCCUAGCCCAGAUUUCCUCUACAGAAAUAUGUUUAAGCUUCAGCAAUUUUAUUUCUUCCUCCAAAGAAAUUACCUUGUUACAAUCAAUACGUUAUUCCAAUGAGAUAAGCCAUAGCAACCAAAUGGCUAAGUGCAAUAUAUGAAUGUCUGUUUCCGUCAUGUCGAAAGGUUUUCCUACAUCAUCAUAGUGUAUAUUUGAUAAAAUUGUCAUUACAAAUCAUUGGAGUGUACAUUGAGCACAUCGAAGCAACAAAAGAUGCAGGGACCUUAGUUCUGUGCACAAAAAAAAGUAGUAGUAACAAGUCAGAGUUGCUUAUCGAUAAUACUCAGGAGUGAAAAGAAAAUGUGUACUUCUCUAAAAGUCUGCGCAUGUAAGAGCAAAUAGGGUAUUUCAUUUUGUGCUGCAUCUGCAAAGUGAAUGCUCUGCAAAUCAUUCUGCAGGUGAAUUUAUCCUCAUGAUGUUUCCCAGUUCUUGUAACCCUCCACCAGAUAUUAUACCGCAUACAGAGAGAUACAGGGGGACAGCUAAUAGAAAUGAAAUGUGUGGCAUAGCAUGCAAACAUUGUUUGGGUAAGACUAAAUAUACAAUAAUGCAAAUAUUGGACAUAUAGUGUACCAGUCAUGUGUUUUUUGCACAUUCCCACGAAGAAGGAUAUAUUGAAAUACCUAUGAAAAUUCAUAUUUUUAUAUGAAGAAUUCUGGUUAGCAUUGGCAAGUACAAAGGAAUUAUUUGGUCAUCCACAGUUGUAAAGGAUCACCUUUUCUUUGUAACAUGCACACACCCA